AUGCCCAUUGGACUGGGAAUUGUUCAGCUGCGGUUUUUGGUGCUUCACUCCACGACGUUUUCACUGGCAUUCCGUCAGCUCCAACAAGUGAUGCCUCUUGUCAGUCAAAAACUCUGGCAGAAAAACUACCUGACGAAAGAUUCAGAUGGUGCAUCUGCAGCAUCCGUUCCUUUCUGCCUUCCAGGGCUGGCCGUGACUCUGAUGGAUGCCACCACAGACAAGGACCCGCAGGUCCAUGAGCAGAUCUUCAGCGCUCUGUGCUACCUGGGAGAAGCAGAGCCCGAAGAGGUCCUGAACGCCUGUGAGGAAUACCUGCGGCAGCAUGACAAGCUGGCUUACCCGCACCGGGUCAUUAUCCUGAGGGCCAUGGAGGCCGUGGUGAGGAGCAGCGUGUCCCGCAUGGACAAGAGCACGGCCAAGAUCGUCAUCUUCUUGGCAUCCAAUGAAAUGACCAAAUCCAAGGACGUCAUCGUGGAGUGGCAGGAGGCAGCCAGCAACGUCCUCGUGGCGGUCGGGAGGCGCUUCAUCAACACGGUGAUGGAGGAGGUGCUGAACAAGUUCCAGCCGGGCGUCCUGCCCCACUACUUUGUCAUCCGGACUUUUGCCAGCCUCUCGGUGGUGAAUGUCUUUGGGAUGGUGCCCUUUCUCACCUCCAUCCUGGGAACGAUGCUGCCGAUGCUGGGGAUGGCCAGGCAGGAUAGCAUGAAAGUCGUCUUCUGCUUUGCCCUGCAGAACUUCAGCGAGAGCAUCCAGGAGUACUUGGCUAACCUGGACCAGGCCCCGGACCCCACCGUGAGGCGGGACACCUUCUCCCAGGAGGUCUUCAGCGCGUACGAAGUGCUCUUCUACAGCUGGCUGCAGAGCCGGGAGGCCAAGCUGAGGCUGGCGGUGGUGGAGGCGCUGGGCCCCAUGAGCCACCUGCUGCCCAACGAUAAGCUGGAGGAGCAGCUCCCUCGCCUCCUCCCGGGCAUGCUGGCCCUCUACCACAAGCGCCCCGCAGAGGCCUACUAUGUCUCCAAGACCUUGUGCCAGAUCCUGGAAGCCUCCGUGAACAUCGGGAGCCGCACCCUGGACACCCAGCUGGACGCCCUCCUCAACGCCCUGCAGCUCCAGAUCAGUACUCCGCCAGACUCCUCCGUGCCAGUCCAGCUGAAGAACCACAACGAAGUCCUCCGGUGCUUCACUGUGCUGGCCGCUUCCUUCCCGGACCGUUUGCUGGGAUUUCUGCUUCCGAAGCUGGAGUCGGGCAACGAGAGGGUGCGGGUGGGGAUCCUGACCAUCCUGCGGCAGAUCAUCAACAGUGCCCCCUCUCAGAUGGAGAUCAAGAAGCCCUUCAUCCUCUCCUCCAUGAAGCUGCCUUUGCAGGACCACAGCAACAAGGUGAAGCGGGCUGUGGUUCAGGUGAUCAGUGCGAUGGCCCACCACGGGUACCUGGAGCAGCCGGGCGGGGAAGCCCUGAUCGAGUUCCUGGUCCGGCAGUGUGCCCUUCCCACUGAGCAGCCUCCUCAGCCGCCCCGGCGGCAGUCCCUGGAAACGGAGGACCUGAGUGACAGCCACGUCCGGGACAUCAGCGUCAACACCCUCUUCCUCAUCAGCACCACCGUCGACCGAAUGAGCGAGGUUCUUUGGCCUUCCCUCCUGGAGUUUGUGACCCCCGUCCACUUGACCGGUGCCCUGACCCCGCUCUGCAGGAGCCUCGUCCACCUGGUGGUGAAGAAGCAAGAGGAGGGCCAGAAGGAUUUCCAGCUCCACUACGACACCAACGCAAAUCUCCCGUCCCCCUGCGCACUGAUGUCCCGGCUGCUGGUUGUUGCUUCUCAGCCCUAUGGAGGGGAAGGCCGUGGGGCAGCCGUUCUGCGUCUCCUGAAUGUGCUGCCCCUCAAUAUCCACCCCGCUCUGGAGCCCUUGUGGGGCAAGAGGCUUCCCGAGUUAGUGGAGCAUCUGGAAGCAAACACAAAGGCGUCCCUGUGCCAGGAGGAGUGGGAAGACACACUGCUGAAGCUCCUCCAAGAGUCCCUGACGGCCGUUUUGGACUCCUCGUGGACGUCUCAGCUGACCUUGGAAAUGUGCCGGCAGCUGAGCAGCUACAACGGCUCGACCAUGGAGAAGAACUUCCUGUACAAAUGUAUCGGGACUGCCCUGGCUGCCUGGGCAAACAAGGACCUGGUGCAGAAGCUGCUUCAGGAGCUGCUGGAAACGGCCAGAUACCAGGAGGAGGCCGAGCGGGAGGGCCUGGCCUGUUGCUUGGGGCUGUGUGCAGUCACCCACCUGGAUGAAACCCUGGCCAAGCUGGAGGUGUUCGUAAAGUCGGACGUCUUCCGGAAAUCUGCGGGGCUCUUCAGUAUCUUCAAGGACCGCAGUGACCACGAGGUGGAGAAGGUGAAGAGCACCCUCAUCCUGUGCUAUGGCUACGUGGCCAGGUAUGCCCCCAGCGAACUGGUGCUGGCCCGGAUAGACGCCGACAUCCUCCGCAACAUCUUCUUCUACUUCAACACCAAGGUUCUGGGCAUAAAGGUAGAAACGAAGGACCUGUCGCUCAAGCUGUGCCUCAUCCAGAGCAUCUGCAUGGUCUCCCAGGCCAUCUGCAACACCACGCAGUCCGGGGACUUCACCUUCUCCCACAAGGCCGAGCUGGUUGCGCAGAUGAUGGAGUUUGUCAAGGCAGAACCCACCGACUCCUUGAGGACGCCCGUCCGCCAGAGAGCCAUGGCUACCUGCGUGUACCUGGUCUUCCUGGAGCCCCCCCUGAGUGACGCGGAGACAGCCGAGCUGCUGGACACCUGCCUGAGCAGCGUGCUUGCCCUCCCGGAGGAGGCAGAAGCCCUGAGGGAGAAGGACGGGACGGGGACGGAGGCCAGGCAGAAGGAGACUCUCUGGAGAGAGGCCCUCGACACCUUCAAAGACCUGCUGAAGGGCAUCCUGCAAAGGAACAUGACCCCCCAUGGGCUGCAGACCAUGUUUGAGCAUCUGGGCCCCUGGAUCAAGUCCACCAAGGAGCACGAGCGGGAGCGAGCCGUGGAGGUAGCGGCUGUGGUCUUGGAGUUCUAUCGGGAGAAGCUGAACGUCAGCACGGUGGUCCCUUUCUACAACCUGGGCCUGCUGAUGGCGCUGUUCUCCCCCCGGUGCACGGACUCACUGGCCAGCGUCCGCAGGCGUGCCAUCGAUUGCGUGCAUGCCCUCCUCUACAUCCAGCUGUGCUACGAAGGGUUUUCUCGGGACCACCGAGAUGAGUCCGUGGAGAAGCUGGCAGCCUUGAAGCUGGGCCUGCGGGAUCCAGACGUCAACACCCUCUUCCAGGCCUGCUGCAGCAUUGCCAAGGUCAUUGCCAAGCGCCUCCCUCCCGAUCAGCUGCUGAGCCUGCUACUCUCCUUGCUGGAGGGGCUGGCGGAUCCGGACCGCAACUGCUCCCGCGCAGCCGCCGUGAUGAUCAACUCCCUCCUCAAGGAGCGGGGGGCCGUCCUGCUGGAGAAGGUGCCCGAGAUCCUGGGGGUGGUGCACGCCAAGCUGCAGGAGGUGGACGAGGAGCACGUGCGGAAAGCUGCCCAGCAGACCGUCUUCAUCCUGGCCUCCCAGCACAAGGCCGCUGUUGUUUCUAGCCUCCUGGGCCACCCCCUGCCCCUGGACAGCUGCACAGGCACCCUGUGGAGGGCGCUGGCUCCCGACCCCACCCUGGCUUCCCAGGUCAUAGAACUGCUGCUGGAGAAGAUCAACCGGGACGUCCCCUACAAGGAGAACAAGUCCUUCCUGCGGGGGAGCAACGCGGAGCGCGUGGCCACCCUCCUGCCCCUCUCCGCCACAUGUGCUCUGCAUGAACUCCUGUCUGUCCCGGAGUCUGGGCCUGCUGUGGUGGGCCUUUACGCGGAGCUCUUUGUGACACUGCUGCUGCGGGUGAGCUGCACGGUGGGCGUCCAGUUGCCCAAGCACCUGCCCUCCAGAGAGAGGAAGAGCCUUAUCUGUGGGCCGCCCCCCCGGGCUCUUGACCCCUGCAGCUCUGCCGUGGAAACCCUGAAGGCCAUGUUGAUCCAGGGGGGCAGCGGGACGGUCACCAGAGCCGUGGCAGAUGCCGGUGGCUGGGAGCUGCUGCGCAGUAUGGAGAAGCACCACGAAGGCGUGGCCCUGCUGGCCAGUGCCAUGGCAAAGAACGCUGGUCCCAAGCUCUCCCCGAUUGUCAAGAGCCUCGUGCCCAUGCUGAACAGCAUCUACGACAGCCAGAGGGUCACCACCAUGGCCUUCUUCGCAGAGCUCCUCAAGAGCAAAGUGGUCAGUGACCUGAUCCUCUUGGAAUCCAUGAUGGACAACAUGACCACCCGCCAGAGAGACCCUUGCACAGCCGUGCGCAUGCUGGCUCUGCGGGGGCUGGGCAACAUGGCCUUGGGCUCGCCAGGAAAGGUGAGGCAGCACGGCACCCAGCUGCUGGCUUCCAUGGUGAACGGCCUGGACGACAAGGACGACCCCCACCACACGGUGGCCCUGGAAGCCAUGGGCAGCCUCUCCCGCCUCUUGCCCUUCACCGAGGAGAGAGACGUCCGCUCCCUGCUGCUCCACAUCGCCAUCCGCAUCCGGCCCUUCUUUGACAACGAGAAAGAGGCGCUCCGCCAAUCCUCCAUCGUCCUCUUUGGGAACCUGACCCAGUUCAGCGCGGGGAGCUGCGAAGACGCCUUCUUUGAGCAGAUCCUCAACGGCCUGGUGACCCUCCUCCUCCACCUGCAGGACCCCCAGCCAGAGGUCAUCAAGGCCUGCAAGUUCGCCCUGCGCAUGUGCGGCCCCAGCAUGGGCUGCCCCAUGCUCUGCGACAUGUUUCAAAACCACCUCCAUGAGGACCGGAGCCUCCAUUACGGGGAAUUCCUGAAUGACGUCUGCAAACACCUGAUGCAGAAUUACCCAGACAUGCUCAACCGCUUGAUUGCCACCAACCUCUUCUACUUCAAGAGCAACUGGGCCGACAUCCGCGCUGCGGCUCCCAUGUUUGUGGGCUUCCUGGUUCUGCACGUCGACAGAGAGCACGGCCAGCAGCUGGACCUCGAGGAGCUCCUGGCAGCACUCACCGUCCUGCUGAAGGACCCUGUGACAGCCGUGCGCGUCAAAGUGGCGGAGACCUUGGGCCGCCUGGUUAGGAUUGCUUGAGGGGCUCUACUCUGCAGCCUGGGACCCCACGGGACAUGGCUGGACCCUCCUUCCCAGGCCCUGCCCCUCGGGGAGGGGCACCUCGUCUUCCACAGCAACCGGGGCCACCCAAUGCACGCUGAACUGCAACACCCAUCUCAACGAGAAGAGCUGCUCCCCAGGACUCUUCCGCCACGACAGCAUCUUUUGAACUGUGAUUUUAGGUUUUUAAAUGGACUUUUCUGUGCCAGGGACAUGCAAGGGCUGGCUGGUCCGGGCACUAGGGAACAAAAUGGUUACAGGGCUGCCAUUUUCACAGUCCUCCCCUUACAUUCUACCACCCCCUUCACCUGUCACCCCCUUCCACACACCCCACAUUCCACGGACCCCACAUUCCUGGCCUCCCCCUCCACUGGGCCCACUUCCCACCCACCAUGGCCAUUGGCAAGGCUCACCCCCCUGCCUCCCUCGCCCCACUUGCUCACUCUCACGUCUCCCCCUGGCCGGGGCUCUGGGGCUGCCCUUCUCCUUCUGGGGCUUCCACGGAUUCGUUCCACGUUCCUCCCAGCAGGAACUUCUGUGUGUGUACAUAAAACCAGACUGCUUAUUUUUAAAUAAAGUUCUUCGCUUCUCAGAAAA
This is a messenger RNA of Heteronotia binoei (common prickly gecko), 5742 nucleotides long. It is a transcript of the gene MROH1, whose product is annotated as maestro heat like repeat family member 1. The transcript is spliced from 42 exons. The record is from RefSeq and is a predicted model, not a curated record. Gene Ontology annotation, cellular component: cytoplasm. The coding region runs from base 1 to 5124 and encodes 1707 amino acids. NCBI's taxonomy places the organism in Eukaryota, Metazoa, Chordata, Lepidosauria, Squamata, Gekkonidae.